AUGGAUGUUGCACGCAGCUUUCAUCCCCCAUCCUCUUCAUGUGAAGCACAUAUUCUGAUCAUUGGGGCCGGUAUCACUGGCCUAGUUCUAGCCCAAGCUCUGAAGAAAGCGUCCAUUCCCUUCACCGUUUUCGAGCGAGACCCACAUGUCUCCUUUCGUGGUAAAGGAUGGGGUCUUACGAUCCACUGGUCUCUUCAGACCUUCAUCUCCUUGUUGCCUCAGCACCUGGUAGAUCGUUUGCCAGAGGUCUAUGUUGAUCGUCAAGCCAGUGAGAGAGGGGAGAAUGGCAAUUUCUUAUUCUUCGAUUUGAGGAGUGGAGAGGCGAGAUGGAAGGUACCGCCAAAUAAGAGGAUACGGCUAUCGAGAGAACGAUUGAGGUCACUGCUACUGGAAGGGUUGGACGUCCAGUGGUCUAAACGCCUUGCUUCGUUUACUACCUCUCUUCCCACAUCCACCAAGUCUGACACUCCCACAAUCACAGUCCAUUUCACCGAUUCCACCACCUACACCGGUACCCUCCUCAUCGGCGCCGAUGGCGUACACUCUUGUGUUCGCUCCACCCUUCUCUCCUACCACCACACCCCGGACUCACAAAAAAUCACGACCUAUCAUCUCCCCAUCCGCCUCCUCGGCGUCAGCGUCCCCUACCCCGCUUCCCUAGCCCUGAAACUGCGUGCUUUAGACCCGUUCUUCUUCCAAGGUGGCGACCCUGCAACCAAUGCUUUCAUGUACUUCUCCUUCCUCUCUUCGCCAGGCAAUUAUCCUGUGUCCGAGGACAGCGCCGCCAGAGACACAUACGAAUGCCAAAUAAUCAUCAGCUGGCCCUAUCGAUCCGGCUUCCGCGGUGAAAAGGAACCACUAGACGUGCCAGAGGACCACGAGGAAAGGGUCAAGGUGAUGAAGAAAUUGGCAGAUGGGUGGGCGGAGCCGUUCAGGGAGUGUGUCUUAUCAAUUCCCGAAAAGGGGACGGCGGUGACGGCGAUCACGCUCGAGGACUUUGUGCCAAGUGAAGGGAUAUGGGAUAAUUUGGGCGGGAGGGUGACAUUGGUGGGCGAUGCGGCGCAUGCUAUGACUAUGUUCAGGGGCGAAGGCGCGAACCACGGCAUCACCGACGUCGCUAUCUUACUCGAAAGCCUCCUCCCGAAUUUAAGCAGGCCAUCUUCAUCGUCGUCCGCAUCACUUGAACACGCAAUCCACACUUAUGAGCGCGAGAUGAUCCGCCGAACCGCGCCAGCUGUGCUGACCAGUCGUCGCGCUUGCAUGGACGCGCAUGACUACAACAGGAUCGAUGACCAGAGUCCACUCAUCUCGAGGAGAUUGAUGGUGACCGAGGAGGAGAGGUAG
Molecule: messenger RNA, 1344 nt
Organism: Endocarpon pusillum Z07020
Lineage: Eukaryota; Fungi; Ascomycota; Eurotiomycetes; Verrucariales; Verrucariaceae
Exons: 3
Coding region: 1-1344 (447 amino acids)
Molecular function (GO): FAD binding
Source: RefSeq, a predicted model, not a curated record